AUGGGAUGCGCGCAGUCGAGAAUAGAGAAUGAAGAAUCGGUUUCCAGGUGCAAAGAGAGGCGGAAUCUCAUGAAAGAGGCGGUUGGAAUAAGAAACGCCUUUGCCUCGGCUCACUCCGGAUAUUCGAUCUCCCUGAAGGACACCGGAGCCGCUCUCAGCGACUACGCUCAGGGGGAGGUCCCUCCGCGGCCGCUGGAGGCAGCGGCGCCGUCCGACCCACCGCCGUCCGAGCGGCCGCCGCCGCCCCCUCCGCCAAUUGAAUCCACCCUCCCUCCUCCGCCUCCCCCGCUCCCGAGCUUCUCCCCCAUGCCGCCCCUUAAACGAGCGGUCACCAUGCCGGCGACUUUAUCAGAGGGCAUGAAGGGGAAAAUGAAAGGCAUUGCCAUGGAUGAUGGAGAUAUUUAUGAGGAGGAGGAGAUUGAUGAGGAAGAAGAAGACGAGGAGGAGGAGGAAGAGGAGGAGAAAGUAGGGCUUCGCAGACCGAAAAAGGGAGCUGAGGAGGGUAAAGUAGAUAGAACACCUGUAAGGGCCCCGCCAAAUCCGGCGACCCCACCGGAACUUAAAGGGAUGGCGUGGGAUUAUUUCUUCAUGGACAACAUGGCCCAGUCGAAUUUGGACGAGGUCGAGGAGGAGGAGGAGGAGGAAAUAGAGGAAGAAAUGAAGGGUCGUGUCGAGGGCAAAAAUGGAAAUCCCGAGGAUUUCGAGUUCAGGACGCCUGAGAAGCUUAAUAAGCAAGUGGGGUUCGAGGGGAUUGAGGAGUUCAAGACGCCAGACGAGACUCCGACCGAGAAGCAGUUUGUGCAUUCGAAAACGGCCCCACCUGCAAUGAGUAGAUUUGCCGGUGGUGGAAAUGUUGUGGGAAAUAGUGCUAGUAAUAAUAAUAAUAGUAAUGGUGUGGAUUUAUUGAAAAUAUUGAGUGAGGUGGACGAUCAUUUUCUCAAGGCUUCUCAGAGUGCGCAGGAGGUCUCGAAGAUGCUGGAGGCCACACGGCUGCAUUACCAUUCGAAUUUCGCGGAUAAUCGAGGACAUAUUGACCAUGCUGCAAGGGUCAUGCAAGUUAUUACUUGGAAUAAAUCCUUCAGAGGCGUUCCUAAUGGGGACGGGACGAAAGAUGAUCCAGAAGCAGAAGAUUACGAGACACAUGCUACCAUUUUAGAUAAGUUGCUAGCGUGGGAGAAAAAGCUUUUUGAAGAAGUUAAGACUGGCGAGCUUAUGAAACUCGAGUAUCAAAGGAAAGUUGCCCAGCUGAACAAACUGAAAAAACGAAAUGCUAGUGGCGAACAACUGGAGAAAGCAAAAGCUGCCGUUAGCCAUUUGCACACGCGCUACAUUGUUGACAUGCAAUCUUUAGAUUCAACUGUCUCCGAGGUGAAUGAUAUACGAGACAAGCAGCUUUACCCGAAACUCGUGGCUCUUGUUCAUGGGAUGGCCAAGAUGUGGGAAUCCAUGUGCGGCCACCACGACUCGCAGCUCCAGGCCGUGUCGGGCCUCCGGGCCCUCGACGCCUCCGGCCUCGUCAUCAUCGAGACCACCAAGCAACACCACGCCCAAACCCGCCAGCUGGCGUCCGUCGUCGAGCGUUGGCACUCGCAGUUCGAGAAGCUCGUCUCAAGCCAACGUAAUUACGUAAAUACCCUCAACGCCUGGCUCAAGCUCAACCUCGUCCCCAUCGAGCGCGCGGAUAAGUCCACCUCAGCCCCGUCUCCUCCGCGGGCCCCACCGAUUCAGCCCUUACUCCGGUCGUGGCACGACCACUUGGAGAAGCUCCCGGACGAGGUGGCGAAAGGGGCGAUUUCGUCAUUUGCGGCCGUGAUCCAGACGAUCGUGCUCCACCAGGAAGAGGAGAUGAAGCUGAAGGAGAAAUACGAGGAUACGCAGAGGGAGUAUCUUAGAAAAAAGCAGUCUUUCGAAGAGUGGUAUCAGAAGCACGGUCAGAGGAAAGGCUCGAUUCCGAACGACGACGAGGGAGGAGAGCCGCCACCGGGGAAAGAUCCGGUGGCCGAGCGGCAGUUCGCGGUGGAGAGUCUGAGGAAGAGGCUGGAGGAGGAAAUGGAGGAGCACCAGAAGGUUUGCGUGCAGGUGAGGGAAAAAUCGCUCGGGAGUUUGAAAGUGAGGCUGCCUGAGCUAUUCCGGGCGCUCUCCGAUUACGCACACGCUUGCCGGGAAGCGUACGGGAGGCUGAGGGGUCUCGUUGAAGAUUCGUCGUGA
This is a messenger RNA of Striga hermonthica, 2208 nucleotides long. Lineage: Eukaryota; Viridiplantae; Streptophyta; Magnoliopsida; Lamiales; Orobanchaceae. The record is from the annotation of a GenBank genome assembly.